AUGCCAAACAGUACGACUGUCUUGAUCGUUGGUGCAGGACCUUCCGGUCUUGUUGCAGCACUUUCUCUCCUCCAUCAUGGCUUUAAGGAUUUUGUCGUUGUGGAUGCUGUCGAGGAAGGUGAGAAUACCUCGCGCGCUCUGGUCGUUCAUGCCGCGACGUUAGAGGCACUGGAUACUAUAGAUUGCGGGGAAGAAAUCGUAGCGAAGGGAACCAAAUCAAAAGGCGUUAAUUUUCGCAACCGCUCUUCAAAACUCGUUUCCACCAACUUCUCGUCUCUGAACAAACACACCCGCCACCCGUAUAGUCUCGUCAUCCCGCAGAAUCUUACUGAGCAUAUUCUCGGUGAGAAACUCAAAGGCUAUAGCGUGACAGUUCACCGGCCAUGCAAAGUCGCCUCCUUGAAGAUGAAUGAAAACGAUGACAAUUUCACUGAUGUCAUAUUCGAAGAUGGAAAGACCAUCACUGCAAAGUAUGUCAUCGGCGCAGAUGGCGCUCAUUCUGUUGUUCGUCGGAUGGCGGGUAUCGGGUUCGCAGACCCUGAGACUGGCGAGAAGGGUGAUAGGAUUAACAACCUGAAUCAAAUGGUCCUUGCGGAUGUUGUCUAUGAAGGCAAAGACAAUAAUGACCUAGACUCGGAGUUUUUAGGUACGCUGUCGCCCGAGAGCUUCUUCCUUUCCAUACCUCUGCCCAAGUCGUUCAACGACUUACUCGCCAAGAAGGGGCAGGGAGUCGAAGCUCAAAUAUACCGUAUUGGCGCAGGUGUCCCUCUAGUGGAUGGAGAAAUACCGCAUUCGCCGAGUAAGGAGUAUCUACAGAACCUCGUUGAUCGAUUCGGGCCCACAAUCCUUUCAUCAGACUGCCUCAUACGCAUCAAGGAAGUUAUAUGGUCAACUCGGUUCCGUACGCAUUCCGCCAUCGCUGACAAGGCCUUCGCUCGAUUUGGUGGAGACGAGCUCCAGGGUGCUACAGUAGGGGGCGAUAAGUCCACCACGAAACACGGUGGUAUCAUCCUUCUUAUUGGAGAUGCGGCGCACAUCCACUCUCCCGCCGGCGGCCAGGGCAUGAACCUUGGCAUCCGUGACGCAGUGUUCCUUGGAGAGGCUCUCAUAAGGCAUAUAAACGCGUCUGCUUCGCAGCCCUCCAGCGUCGAUGCUGAUUAUAUCUUGCAUGAGUUUGCAGAGGGGAGGCAUAAACGCGCUCUAGAAGUGAUUGCAUUUACUAAGAACUUACUUUCACUUCUGGGGACGCCAGAUAAGAAGAUAUCAUGGUUGUUCCCAAUUUCGGCUACUACUGUGCGGGACUGGGUGAUGUGGUUUGCCUUCAAGUUUGAUUUCAUGCAGGCAAGGAUGGCGUGGGCGAUGAGUGGACUGGGGACAAGGUAG
Suillus subaureus is the source of this 1383-nucleotide messenger RNA. RefSeq lists its product as uncharacterized. NCBI's taxonomy places the organism in Eukaryota, Fungi, Basidiomycota, Agaricomycetes, Boletales, Suillaceae. The record is from RefSeq and is a predicted model, not a curated record. The transcript is spliced from 4 exons. Bases 1 to 1383 code for a protein of 460 amino acids. Gene Ontology annotation, molecular function: FAD binding.